Messenger RNA from Syngnathoides biaculeatus (alligator pipefish), 2943 nucleotides. It is a transcript of the gene sec22c, whose product is annotated as SEC22 homolog C, vesicle trafficking protein. The coding region runs from base 246 to 1157 and encodes 303 amino acids. The record is from RefSeq and is a predicted model, not a curated record. Gene Ontology annotation, biological process: endoplasmic reticulum to Golgi vesicle-mediated transport. NCBI's taxonomy places the organism in Eukaryota, Metazoa, Chordata, Actinopteri, Syngnathiformes, Syngnathidae. The transcript is spliced from 7 exons.
CGUAGCUUUAUUUGUUGUGUUAGCUUCUGCUUGACCGCCUAGUCUGUUAAACCUCAGUAACGUAAUAAUUUGUGUUUUUAUUUCGAUUUGUGGUUAUCAAUAAAACAACCUUACUAUUAUACACUUUACUCGCACCAUGCCGGUAAUGUGCUACGUUAAACCGGCGGCGUAGUCAUCUAAAUAAAUAAGCAAACUGGCAGAAUGAAAGUCUUUAUUCUCAAGAGACAGAGAAGCACCCAUGGGUCAUGUCUCUGAUCCUGUUUGCCUUCGUGGCGCGACUGAGGGACGGCCUCCCUCUCUCCGCCUCUACCGACUUCGAGCACAACCGGGAGCUGCAGGAGAGGAAGCGGCAGCUCCGGACCAUCAGCAAGACGCUGGCGCUCUUCCCGCACAGAACCGCGGUCAAGGGCCAAGAGCUCAAAUUCUACUUGGCGUCUUCCGAGGGCGUCGCCUACAUGACCGUUUGUCACCGCAGCGUUCCCGUCGCGAUGGCGUUCUGCUUCUUGGAAGACCUCCGCUGGGAAUUCGCGACCUGCUACGAUCACAGCGUUGUGGCACUGGCAGACAGACCAUAUCCAUUUUUAGAAUUUGACUGCGCCAUUCAGAAGCUAAAGCAGCAGUACAACCACCGGGGUGGGCCAGCUCUGCAGAUCACCUUGACGGAGGUCCACGAGGACCUGAGGCUCUGCCCGCCGCAGAUUCUCACCGUGGAGGAGGUCUCGCUCGCCAACGGCUCUGCGAACGGCCACGUGGCGCAGUUGGUCGCGUCCGGGCAGAUUGUAAAACUGGAACCAGUUACGGCGCCUGGCAUCCUUUCUCUGGUCCUCAACAUUAUGUGUGCAUCUUUGAACGUCACCCGCGGCGUACACCUCAUAGAGUACACAUUCCAGGAAGACUACAACAGCGUGUGGAACAUUGUGGCUUUCCUCGUGGCAUUCGUUUGCUGCCUGCUGCAGUGCCACCUGUACGUCUUCCACUCCCCCCGAAAAGCAGCCAAGGCCGCGGGCCUGCUGACAACCGUUGUCCUAUGCAACGUCUUCCUCCACGGGCUAAGGAACGCCUGGCAAAUCGCCUUCCACGUCGGUGUGGCCUCGCUGUCCACUGCGCUCAUCCUCCGACGUAAAGUCCUAGACAGGAGCAACGACUGCGGAGUCUGACGUGUCAAGUCAUUUUGUUUUCUAUUGCACUUUUUUGUACAUUUUAUACGGCGACUUUCUGUCUCGCGCUACACUUUGAAAGCCAAAAUGUUCCGCUCGAGACCCAGAUGAGUAAUUUUUUACCUAAACAUACUACUGUAAUUUGCGAUUUACAGAGCGUACCUGGUUAUAAGCAUCACCCAGUAUAUUUGUAAAGGAAAUACCAUUUGGUACAUACAUACGGCGCAGCUGUGUAAAAGCCGCAGGUGCCCACAUUGAAAGCCACAUUGAAACAUGAGAUAUUUACAAAGACCGUACACACAGAGUUUAACGCUAGCGCCAUGCUAAUGCUAACGCCAGCGCCACGCUAACGCAAGCGCCGCAUUAACGCAAGCGCCGCGCUCCCAGAGCCGGUUAAAAAAAAAACAAAAAAAAAAAACAUACCGGUAAAAAUCACUGAGACACAGGAGUAACACGCUAGCGCAGCGCUAACAGGGCCGGUGUGACGGUCUGAGGGCUCCCCCGUGCUGAAAAGUCUCCUUGUGAUUAAUGCGCAUGCGUUACAAAACAGGGGAACUCUGGGAACGUACGUGACGCUUAAUGGGAAAUCCCCUGGUCUCGUAGUUCCCCUUCUUCUACAUAGAGGGAGCUAACAUACGUUAUAACCUUACCCAAACAUAACCUUAAAACAAAAAUUGAUAAAAAGAUAUUCACAUAUAUGUACGUUCAAUGUGUUCGUCUAUCGCGAACAUGAACACUCGGCGAUGAGUCGUCGAAUGCCACAUGUUGAAGCAUGGGUGGGGAUGUUUAAGACUGGCCGGACAUUUACAAAAUAUACGCACAUGCAUACGUUCAGACAGUCACACCAGACCGGUAAAAGUCACUUCCUCGGCACAUAUAUUCCGCCGGUCUCACGCUUCCCUUUUCCGCUCGAGUGCCCCCUUGCGGCUGUGAGGAAAAAAAAAAUGCACAAAUUAGCCGCAUCAUCGCAUAAACCGCUGGGUUGAAAGCGUGUGAAAAAAGUCGUGGCAUGUAGGCCGGAAAUUACAGUAAUAUACAUAAUAUUUUGCCAUGACAGCAACAACUACUGUACAUAAAAAAAACACAAAGAACAUGAAUUUAAUCUGGUAAUUAUGAUGGAAAAAGCCGUUUGCGUAGAAGAAAUAUGCGCCGCGCAAGUCACUGAUCAACACAUAAUUCAGUGGAAAUGUCUUAUGAUCGUAAGCAUGGAAAAAAAUAUGAUGGAGCCAUGCCAGUAAUUGAAAUGAAAGAUUUGAUGAAUUGACAUUAAAAAAAAAAAAUACAUUGUUUCAAGCCAAAAUGGCCAAGUUUAAUUCCAGGCAUCGUGUCUAUGUUGGGGACCCCUAUGAUACAUAACAUUUUCACAAAGAUACACAAAAUAUUGUGUUUUCAGGCAUUGUGGGGCACCCAAAAAUGUCAUAUUGGUGUGAGGAAUACUAAUUUAAGGAUUAUGAAAGAUUUGAACGGUCGGAUCUGAACAUAUUGUUUUUAAGACCGUUGCUGCGUAUCAGGGCCCAGGUUGCAAUUAUUACGUUUGCUUUUUCAUUCCAUAUUUAUUUUCGGAGUUUAUAAUAUACACAUUCCAGGUCUAUAAUUUUAUUGGGAUAUUUGUUGAAAAAUAUUAAAUGAAGGCACAUUUAGGGUAAAAGUGUUGUAUUGAGUCUCCUUUUCACAGAACACUGGCAGCUAAUUUUGAUGAAACUGCAGUAUUUUUUUCAUACAAGGAAGACUAAUAUCUCUCUUCCACAGGGUUGACAAAAUAAAACAUAAUUUAUGAUGCCCUCAA